AUGGCCUUCCCAACUGUAGUGUUGCGACGCCUGCCGCGCAAUACAACUGCAGAGGCGGUGAGAACUAUGUUGCUGUUCGCCAAAGAUCUCCAUGACACCGAGAUUGUUCCGACCGAGUGUGAAGAAGACAACGGGUUCACGACUGCCAUUGCUCGAUUCGCUUCUCUGACCGGCGCCACAGAGGCCCAAUCUAUGUUGAAUGGAAAGCAAAACACGGCUGGGCAGGCGAAGAUGAUCGUGGACGUGAUUACCACGCCGCCACUCGCGUCAGCGUCCCGACGCAACACGAUUGAUCCUAUGGCGAAUCGAAGGCUUGCUCAAUCGGUGUCACCACUCUUAGCCAAUGGCCAGAAGUCGUCGCGGUUCAACGGCACGUUUCAGUCACUCGACAAAACUUCCCCUCCUCUCCUCGCCUCACCCCCAGAUCAUCCGUCAUCCGAAACCAGUUCGCAUUUGCAGACCAUCUUCUCUCCUCAGUCCCCCGUCAACAGCACAGUCACCGACCGGUCUCGGGCUAGCGGGAAACAGGUGAUUGACGAGGACGGUGGUGACGAUGACACGAGAGAAUUCUUGAAGGACCCCCUGGCCUUCAUGAACAGCUCUGCCGUGAGUGCAAACGCAGGUCGCAAAUCAGGCAAUGGGCGGCUUCCGACGGCUGCAUUUUCUGCGUUGUCGUUGAAUACGAAUAUGAAUAAUGGCCCGUCCAAAAACUACGCUUCUCCGCGAUCUGCGGUGCAAGGCAGGGGGAAUCAUGGCCAGUUCUCGCCGAAUGCGACACCAAAUGGUCCAUAUUCUGCAGCCGGUCCCUCAUAUAUUCGACAUAACUAUCCUCCGGUCAACCCUGCGGAUCAAAACCCGCCUUGCAACACGCUCUACGUGGGCAAUCUGCCUAUCGACACGUCGGAGGAUGAGUUGAAGGCCAUGUUCUCCAAACAACGUGGUUACAAACGGCUUUGCUUCCGGACGAAACAGAAUGGGCCAAUGUGUUUUGUAGAAUUCGAAGACAUUUCUUUUGCGACCAAGGCGUUGAAUGAAUUGUACGGGGCACAGCUCCACAACAGCGUCAAAGGAGGAAUUCGAUUGAGUUUUUCCAAGAAUCCUCUUGGAGUUCGAGCAGGGCAACCGGGAAGUGUGAACCCUGUCACACCGUUGAGUGCGACUGGACCUGUGGGCAUGAAUGGGUUUUCGAACAGUGUUUCGCCCGGAAACUACGGAUCAGCCAAUGGGCCACCACCAGGGCUCUCUAUGCCCCCGGGGCUCAACGCAGCCAUGAAUGGAGUGGGCCCAGGCCCCGAUACAUACUCUAGCCCGGGUCCGAACGGGCAGCUUGUCAACCAAGCGUUGGGGAUGCGUGGAAUGGCGUCGAAUCACGGACACGGUGGUCCAUCGUUCGGAGGCAACUAUCCAGACUACAUGCUCGGUCGGUGA
Messenger RNA from Exophiala aquamarina CBS 119918, 1428 nucleotides. RefSeq lists its product as uncharacterized. Lineage: Eukaryota; Fungi; Ascomycota; Eurotiomycetes; Chaetothyriales; Herpotrichiellaceae. Gene Ontology annotation, molecular function: mRNA binding. The transcript has a single exon. Bases 1 to 1428 code for a protein of 475 amino acids. The record is from RefSeq and is a predicted model, not a curated record.